Molecule: messenger RNA, 1425 nt
Organism: Closterium sp. NIES-65
Lineage: Eukaryota; Viridiplantae; Streptophyta; Zygnematophyceae; Desmidiales; Closteriaceae
Source: the annotation of a GenBank genome assembly
AUGGACGCCUGGACCUGGUUUCUCAAGCUGUUCCUUGAGGGUUUCCUGGAGUGGGGGCAGAGGGACAAUGCAUCCAUCAUCAGCGACCGCGAUAAGGGGUUGGUGCCGGCAGCAAGGGAGGUGAUGCCAAGCCACAUCCCACAUUAUUUCCGUGCCUGGCAUCUGGAGCAAAACCUUAAGCAGUUCGGCAAAGCGGCAACGGCGUUCUUCUGGCACCUAGUGAAGUGUUGCUGUGAAACCAAAUGGGUUGCGCUUGUCGGGGCCGCAUCCCAACCCGUCAGGAGUGGGUUCCCGGAGGGCAACACGUCCGCGUACGACUGGCGUGGUGGUGGUCUAGCUGGCAGAGGUGGGAUGAACGCACCGGGAAGACGUGCCCGAGCGCACAAGGGUAUUGGAGUCCCAUCAGGGAUUCCUGACGAAGGGGAUGGCGUAGGGGUUGGUUUUGGCAUUGGCCGUGGAGGGAUGGUCGAGGCUUUGCUUCAUCUAGACGUGGUCGCAGAGGGAGAGGCGGUGGCGUUGCAGGGACGGGUCUUGGCAGGGGAGGUAGAGGAGUGCCCCUUGGGGGCGAUUGUGGAGAGCAGGGGGGUGGCGGACCAGAAUUUACUGGGGUUGGUGAUGGAGGAAGGGGAGUGCCGCUCCGUAGGGCCACCGGGGAGCAGGGGGGUGUCGGUGAAGGAUGGUCCGGCAUUGGAGGUGGAGGGAGGGGAGUCCCGCUUGGUGGGGCUCCUGGAGGGAAGGGGGGUGCCGGAGCAGGAUGGUCCGGCAUUGGAGAUGGAGGGAGGGGAGUCCCGCUGGGUGGGGCUCCUGGAGGGCAGGGGGGUGCCGGAGGGGGUGUCGGAGCAGGAUGGUCCGGCAUUGGAGGUGGAGGGAGGGGAUUCCCGCUUGCUGGGGUUCCUGGAGGGCAAGGGGGUGCUGGAGCUUGAUGGUCCGGCAUUGGAGGAGGAGGGAGGGGAGUCCCGCUUGGUGGGGCUCCUGGAGGGCAAGGGGGUGCCGGAGCAGGAUGGUCCGACAUUGGAGGUGGAGGGAGGGGAGUCCCGCUGGGUGGGGCUCCUGGAGGGCAGGGGGGUGCCGGAGCAGGAUGGUCUGGCAUUGGAAGUGGAGGGAGGGGAGUCCCACUGGGUGGGGCUCCUGGAGGGCAGGGGGGUGCCGGAGGAGGUUGGUCCGGCAUUGGAGGUGGAGGCAGGGGAGUCCCACUUGGUGGGGCUCCUAGAGGGCAGGGGGGUGCCGGAGCAGGAUGGUCCAGCAUUGGGAGUAGACCUCAUUGUGGACGGCCGUCUACUACGCAUGGUUCAGGAGCGCGCGGCGGAGCAAGCACCUGCGAGCGGCCAGCAAGGAGGAACUGGUAUGGAGGAGCUGUGCUCGCAGCUCCAACUGCCAUGGGCAUUAGUGGAUGAGCUGUUGCACCGACCACUAACGCGGGAUUGA